This is a messenger RNA of Cyanidioschyzon merolae strain 10D, 2535 nucleotides long. RefSeq names its product similar to nuclear polyadenylated RNA-binding protein NAB3. The transcript has a single exon. Gene Ontology annotation, molecular function: RNA binding. NCBI's taxonomy places the organism in Eukaryota, Rhodophyta, Bangiophyceae, Cyanidiales, Cyanidiaceae. Bases 1 to 2535 code for a protein of 844 amino acids. The record is from RefSeq and is a predicted model, not a curated record.
AUGCCUCGCGGGCGUCGUCUGCGCAAUGACGCGCAAGCUGCGGAGGAGCCAGCGCCCGCUGCUCACCACCAUCACGACGACGACGGCGAGUCUAAAGUCCAAGAGGACACUGUGAAAAACGUUACCGCCAUACCAGAAGAGCUAACCUUUGAGCAACAGGAGGCCUCAGACCCGAUUUCUAAGGAACCAGCUUCACCGGAAACCCAGCGCGCUUCCGCUGUCGGGGUGGAGGACCCGGUUGGGCCCAUGUCCGUCGGUGCCCACGAAACCAGCCCGGUGGCGUCCAGCUCUCGAGACGAACGCCCAGCUUGCACCGAGCAUACGACUGACCCGAAGCCGACUGCGGAAUGUGGGAAGAGCGAGGGGGAUGCGAUGGCGGCUACAUCCGCAGUGCUGUCGUCAGAGGAGUCACCAGCCAGGCCAGUGUGCCUCGGGUUACCGGAGCAGGAGCAAACUGCCCUAGAUCUACCGAGCGCUACGAGCCCGCAUGGGCACUGCAGCGCUGAGGCGCAAGAUGCUGAGGCAACCCCAUUACAGUCCGCCGUCGCCGCUGUCGAGUCCGUCUCCAAAAAUGGCUUUUCAUCAGCGGAAGCUGCACAGGAGCUCCGGAAUCGCGUCGACACCACGCCUUCGAUGCACUCUUCGUUGGAUGAACAGGUUCGGGGGUCACCAGUUCCACCAUCGGCCGUCGUCGACGAUGAUACCGAUGAGGUGACCCUGAACGACGAUGACACCAUCGAGAGGGCCAGCAUCGAGCACGACGACCUGCUCGAUGACGAUAGUCUUCCGCCUGUCGUUCGCCGUAAGCGCCAGAAAACCGACGCAGUGGAGACAAAGUCAGGCAGCGUGGCAGAGGCAACAGUCACUCUCGAGGACGGGACAGGUCUAACAGAAGCCGUUUCUGGAGCGGCAGAGUCGUCCCCGGUAUCAUUUGGAGCAAGCAUUCCACGCCGAUCCAAAGGAAGCGCCUUCCACGAGAAUGUCGCAUCCGAUCAAACGGAGCUGGCCGCACCAGCCCCUAACCAGUCCACAUCCGAAGAGGAGUCCGCAGAACCCUCCACAGGAGGCGCUCAAGAGGAGGCCUCGACAGCACACGACCUGCAGCCGACGCCAGCCGUGCCCGAGAAAUCUGAAGCGGAAUGGAACAAACUGGAGGAUGAUGAUUCCAGUAAGCUGCGACCAGCCUUGAGUUUGAAAGAGGCGGCUGAAUACAUACAGACGCUGCCGAGGCGGCAUCCAGAAGGCACCAACGACGCACGCCUGUUUAUUGGAAACUUGGCGUCAGAGACUACAAGUCCGGUUGAAUUGAUAAGCAUUUUCUCCAAGUACGGCCGCAUCAUCGAGCAGCCACUCCUGCUCCGCUCCUAUGCCUUCAUCCAGUAUGAUAAUCCGGAAUCGACGCAACUCGCGAUUCGUUACGAGCAAGGGCGCCUGAUCGGUGGCCGCCACCUGGAUCUAAGCGUUGCGUCCGGACGUCGCAACGACAGCGGCAGCGGCAACCAUGGCACCCGCCGUGCCACCGGAAGGGAGGCAGCUGCACACCAUAGCACCGGUCCCGUUGUCGAGGGCAAACGAGGCCCCCUGCAGCAGAGCAGCGGGUGGCGAAAGCGUGACGCAGCUGCGCUGGAAACGGGUGGCCCGCGGCCGCCACCUAGACCUGGUGCACCCUAUGUACGCAUUCUGGUUAUUGGAACGACGUCGAGAUCCAUGGCCCACGCCAUGCAGAACGUGAUCCGCAGCCUUGGAAUUUCAGCUGAUGUGGCGUAUAUUUUCUCGGAUUCCCUGGGCACUGCGCUCAAAGAGGCCUACGCACAAUGCGUACGUUACGUGAUCGUGGUUAGCAGCAAGGAUGCCUCCAAGGGAACGUGUUCCAUACGAACUUAUGAAAAAACAGGAUUCGAGUACGCUGGGGGAGGCUCCAUCAUACCCUUUCAUGAGGCGCUUGCCAUUAUCUUCCGCGAGGAACGUAUUAACUUGCCUCUGCCGCCCGCUGCGUACACCGUGGCCUCAGCUGCGAUGGCGCUUUCGCCACCGACCGUCGCGGAUCCCAGCAACAUCUCAUCGAUGAUGUCCGGGGUGGUCCCUGGAAUGACGCCUCCAGCGCCCUCACUCCCGACCGCUGCAGCAGCGUACCGGUACCAGAAUCCAAUGGUGGCGGCCCCGGGCACCAUGCCUUAUCCCUACGCCUCGAUGCCGCCAGGCUAUCUGUACGGCCACCCGGGAGCGCCGCAGCCGCAGCCGCAGCCGCAGCCCUCGGCACCUCCGCAAGCGACCUCGAACGGCCCCGGGAGCACCAUCGGUCAGCGUGCCUACCCCGGAUACAUGGCUUCGUUGCCACCGACGGGCAUGAAUGCCCCUGUGAUGCAUGCACAGCAUCCUGGCUUCUCCGGAAAUGCACCCUAUGCGGCGAACCAGCCAUCGACGGCACCGCCUGGAGCCGAUAUGGACCAAGUCAAGCAGUUAUUGGCAACGCUGCAGCAGUUUCAGCAGAGAAACGCAGCUGCGCGAAGCAACGGCGGGCACGGGACCCAGUGA